Phalacrocorax carbo (great cormorant) is the source of this 3800-nucleotide messenger RNA. NCBI's taxonomy places the organism in Eukaryota, Metazoa, Chordata, Aves, Suliformes, Phalacrocoracidae. The record is from RefSeq and is a predicted model, not a curated record.
GUCUUCCUAAGUGGGGUGAGCUGACCAGGACAUAUUUUGGUCUCUUCUCACCUCUCAGCCCUAUUCUCACACUUGCAGCUAGCUCUAAGGUGCGGGACUUUGCAGAGCACAUUGUGGCUCGCUUGAUUCAGCCUGAGUUCAGUCACCCAAAACCUUGCAGGUCUAUUUUGAAACAUUAUUCAAACUGUCCACUAUGGAGUUUUUUCUUUUUUUUUUUUCACUCUUGCUUCUGACAUCAUUUCCUGAAUGCUAUACUCACUGAGAUCUGUAGCCAGACCGUCUUCUCAGCAUAUGAUGCAAGGAGCUCCUUAAAAUGGAUUUCAGCUCUCCUUUUACUCUGCAGUGCUUGCUGGUGAUAAUCACUGUUAUUCAUGGCUCCUGGACCAGUGUCCUCAGCGGUGGGACAGCAGUCUUUUCUGUGGGAAUUCAAAGCCUGCAGGACCUCUCCAGAAUGAGUAAGAGGGACGUGAGAUGCUGGACAGCUGUCUCAAAUGAUACUUUGUUGGUUGAGUGUGGCACUUCUGGUGGUACAUGCCUGAACUUGCAGAAUGGCUCCCUAGUGCUGAGGAGCGUGGAGAAAGAGGAUGAAGGAAAGGACGAAUUUGUUUUUCACAACACCACUGGUUUAUUUACACUGGAAGUAUUUGAGCCGGCCAUUGGUAUCCAGUGCUUCCCUAAUGGGACCGGAGAGUUGACCUGCGACGUGACCAGCAAUGAGACCACUAGCUUUCAUUGGCUGCUGAAUGGCACUGUGCUGAGUGCCCCUGAGGCUUGCAUUAAGGAUGGUGGGAAGAAGGUGGUUCUGGAAAAAACCGUGCCCGGGGAAUUUGUAUGUGAGGUUUACCAUGGGAACAGCGUCAGGAGGACCAGGCCCAUUGUGCUGUCUUGCAGCUAUGGAGACCUGCUGCAGUACCCGUGGUUCAGUUACAUCCUGGCAGGGUGCGCAGGGGGCACCGUUAUCCUGGUGGUGGUCGUGUCCUCAGUGAUAUGUUGCUGCAUGAAAAGGAAACACAAGUUCAUUCCAGUACCUUCAGAGGAAGAGAAGGAUGAUGGACUAACAAUGUCCAUAGUCUCCAGUGAAGGUGUGAAGACCCCUCCCAGUGGAGACCAUGUCGAGGCUAAAGCUGCCCAAAUCGACUGCCCUCCAAAGCCUGAUGCUGCCCAGACUGGUCAAGGUGUUGAGCCCACACCACUGGUGGAAGAAAACUUACCAAUGGCUAUAGAGGCUGAGGAAAUGCCAGGCCCAGAGGUCAUAGUUGAUGUGGAAAGUCAGGAAAAUGCCUCGGACUGCUUCCCAGAUCCAACUGAUGACUGACCUGGCAUGCUUGCUGUUCCAGCCUGUCUUGAAGGCUACAACACCCAUCCUUUGCAUCCCAUAGUCUCAUUGUGUGUAAGAAUUGGUCUGGAAAAUUUUAGCAGGGGAAAGAUGUGAGGUGUCAGGCCUGCUAAUCUCAUUUAAAAAGUAAAAAAAAAAGAAAAAGAAAAAAUAAGGAAAAGCACAUGUGUGGCUUCAAGGCCAUGCCGCUGUGGGCUGACAGAUUCAUUAGCAAAACUGGGCAGCUCUUUGAUGUUUUGCCUGUUAAUAGAGCUGCAGCUAAACUGUAGAGCCCUAGAGGACAGCCUGAAACAAGAGGGGCAGUCCCUCCUGCUCCCUACCCCCCCCAUGCCUUGACAUGCUUUCACCAGCCAGUGGAUCCUGCAAGGGGCAGGCAUGACAGGCUGAUUGAGAUGGCCUGCCAGUCCCGGACAGAAUCAAGGACCUGCUAGAAAUUUCCUGAGAAAGCUUCUUCUCCAGAGAUUUCAAGGCAUUUUUCACAGGCCCUGUAAAAAAAGCUCGAUGGAGGUUUCAUCUAGGUAUCUGCUGUGCUGGGUGCUUAACUGAAUCGCUCCUCUGAGCUCCAAACCCUUUGUGAUUUGGCCCUCAUCGCUUGCUGUGUGGGGCCAGGAGUGGUGGUAGCUGCUGCUGUGUGCAGACCCCAGGAGGUGACGCUGGCUUGCUUGCCUUUCAAUGCCUUGUAAUGGCAGAGGGAUACUGGUUACUUUUCACCAGAACCCAACCGCUCGGGUUGCCAGUGAGUUAAAACAGCUCUGUCACUAGCUUGCUUGCUUGCAACAGAAAGGUGCCUGGGGCUUGGGUGCGUAAUUUUGGCAGAAAUGUUGAUUAUAAUGCUGAGAGCGUUCAUCAGUGCAAACAUUAGUGCCUUUAGUGCAAUGAUUUAACUACUGCAAGCUGAUUAAGCUGGCCAUCUAUCUGUGCAUGUAGGCUUUUUCAGUGCUGUGUUAUUUGCACAGACAGCAUCAAUUUAUAGAAUCUCUGAGACAAGUCUUGCUGCUAACACAUGUCCUGUUCUGCUCAGGGGUAGUUUGUGAGUGGAGCAGCUGGGGUAGACACGCAGGGAAGGAGGAGGUAAGGAGAGGGCAAGGGCUCAGUCCCAGGCAGCAGGUAGCUGAAUCUCUGGCAAAGCUGCCAGGGGCUGCAGGGCUGUCAGGCCACAGGGAUUGCUGCAGGAUGCACUGCCAGAGCAAGGUGUUUACUGUAUAAGUGCAUUUUGGUAGUUGGAAUUGAGGCAUGUUGGUGUUAAACUAGCCCAAUGGGCUAGAAAGGCAUGGUAGAGUAAAAGCAGAGAUGAUACAGAUCAGGUGGAAAGGGAUGGGGAGGUGUGCACUGCAUUCCUCUCUUCCCGUGUCAUUUUGUUCCUGUUUUAUAUUGUGCUGACAUUGUGCCAUGAAUCCCUUGGAAACAGAUUUAAGGUAUGUCCUGUAAAUGCCACCCAUCGAGGUCUGCAAGUACCCCAGCAAAAUGAAAACCGAGCUGAAUGCUUCUCUCCCAGGUGGGGGAGAUGCAGCAGGACAGCUGCAUGCUUACCUGGAAGUCCUUCAUGUCUGUGUACAAGGCAAAGCUCUGCAUCAGUGACGCCCAGCCAUAGGUGGUUGUUCUUGUUUUCUUGUCCUGUGACUCUGUUUAGAAGAUUUUUGGAUCUUGUGUGCUGUGUUGAUGGUGAUUCAGCCUGUCUCUGCUUUUUAAGGCUGCCAUAGGAAUCAGAUUUUCCACGGUAAGAGGGAGAUAAUAAUUCUUUUCCUCAUGGUGCUGCGCUAUCUCCUUUCAGUACAAACAUUCCUCAAAGGCUGUGAGUUGAAUGACAAAAACGUGAUGCCGAGCACUUGGGGUGGCAGCUGCCUGUAGGCAGCGCAGUGGCAGCAAUGCUAGGUGAACAGAGGCCAGCAUCACUGAAAUGGUAGGACGUAGUCAGCUUUGCUUUUUUUCUGCACUUUCUGGCAGGGGCAGGCAGGGGACAGUCGACUCCAGUAUAUGCUUCGAAGGCUGAACGGUGCUCUGAGCUGCGCUGGAGAACAUGCCAGCGUUGGGGUGCUGAGGGUGACAGAGCUGGACCAGCUUUGUCCUGCUGGGCUGGUGCAUUCUGGCUCCAGCUUGUCCUAGUGCUGCAUUGCUGCUCUCAGCCCUGGGAGGGCUGGGGGUGCCCUGACAGCUGUUGGCAUCACCACUGGUGUAACCCCACUGUGGGAAGGAUUUUUCCCAUUGAGAUGGGAAUCUGACACUCAAGACGUCUUUACUAGGCAGACAGGACAUGGCUGGUUUUCUGUCCUUCCCUGCUGAAAAUGUCAUUCAGCAACAGGGCAAAGGUUUCUGUUACUGUGAGGUCAGGAGAGAAGUUGUGCAGCCUGUGCUCUUCCUUUAACUGUAUGUGUUCAUGUCCAGCUAUUGUUCUUUUUUGGUGGUUUUUUUUUUAUUUUCUCUGCGAUGAUUUUGUUCCUAAUAAAAAGAUCUGUUUUCUAACUUG